Messenger RNA from Lucilia cuprina (Australian sheep blowfly), 2051 nucleotides. RefSeq names its product pancreas transcription factor 1 subunit alpha (gene Fer1). Lineage: Eukaryota; Metazoa; Arthropoda; Insecta; Diptera; Calliphoridae. Gene Ontology annotation, molecular function: DNA-binding transcription factor activity, RNA polymerase II-specific; RNA polymerase II transcription regulatory region sequence-specific DNA binding; protein dimerization activity. The coding region runs from base 612 to 1505 and encodes 297 amino acids. The record is from RefSeq and is a predicted model, not a curated record. Gene Ontology annotation, biological process: regulation of transcription by RNA polymerase II; developmental process. The transcript has 4 exons.
AAUAUAUUUGUUCUUGAAAAAUCCACGGCCUGUGAUUGGCUGUUAAAAAUGUUUUAAGCAACGCCCCUUGUCUUUCAAGUAUGCCGACUGCCAUGAAAGAUAUAAAUAUUGUUGUUAUCAGAAAAACACCACCCUCUUUAUAGAGACCCACCACUGAUUUGCUAUUAUAGAGUAAUACAGCAAGGAUACGUUUACAAUUCAAUAGAAUGUUUAAAUGUACGCGAAAAACGGAAGUGAAAAGACCUCAAAACGGAAGGAACAAAUUAUUUGAACUGAAAUUUGUUUUAUUUUAAAAGUGAUUAACGGGUCAAUUAACAAGUGUAACGCACACACACACACACGUGCUUCUUUUCGCUAAAAGAACAACAAUUACAAAUAGAGAUAAACAACGGACAUGUGUCAUUUAAGUGGAGGCACGUUUAAGGAAUUAAGUGAAAAAUUUUAAAAGAAAUAGUGAUUUACAAUAAAAUAUACGAAAAUAUUAAAGAAGAACCCUUUUUGCUUUUGUAACACCGAAGGAGCGAAACAAAGUGGCCACACGUGGCUUACAACUAGCAGCACGCGUUAACACCUGAUAUUUUAAAAAAGAAUCGUCCGUUUAAAACCCUAGCAUGUUUUCCUUGGAUAACUUUGAUUUAGAAUCGACAAUGGCUCGUCACUUCUUCGAAGGUUCUCAUGCCACCAAUGGCUCUUCUUCCUCCAGUUCAGAGUUUUUCUUUGGCGAUGACAAUAGUUCCGAUACCGAUGAUGAUGAUGCCUAUAGCAGUGGUUUUAAUAGUGAUCAAGAGAACAAUGAAAAGACUAUUUUCAAAUUUUCUCUUCUUCCUUCUAAUGUUAGACGUUCCUCGCAUAAACGUCGCCUCAAAUGUGCCUCUCAGGUGGCACAACAACGUCAAGCGGCCAAUUUACGAGAGCGACGACGUAUGCAAAGUAUUAAUGAGGCCUUUGAGGGUUUACGUUCACAUAUACCGACGCUACCGUAUGAGAAACGUUUAAGUAAAGUGGAUACCUUAAAGUUGGCCAUUAGUUAUAUAACAUUUUUGAGUGAAAUGGUGAAAAAGGAUAAGAAUGGCAAUGAACCGGGUUUAAGUCUGAAGCGAAACUAUCAAAAGGAACCGCCGAAAAAGAUUAUACUUAAGGAUAGAACUGGCGGUAUAUCACAUUCAUUAUCAUGGUAUCGUCGUGGCGAUCGUUAUCCGGGUAGUAAAUUAUAUGCACGUACCUGGACUCCUGAAGAUCCUAGAUCUCAUUUGAAUACCAACCACAAUCAUCAUAGUCAUCAACAUCAACAGCAUCAAGCUCAACAGAGUCAAAACGCACAAUUACCGCUUAAUCGUUGUUAUAAUUCUAAUAAUUCCAAUCAUUCCUCCGAUUCCGCCAUCGAUAAUUCUACAUUAAACGAUUCGGUUGCCUCUUCUGCAGCGGCAUCUGUGGCUACGGCCGCUUCUACUACGCAAACAUGUCACGAUCUCUUCAAUGAAAUGCAUCAACAAAAUGCUUUAUAAAUCAAGGAAAAAGUCAAAAACAUCCAGGAUGUUUAAUUUAAAUCUUUGUGCAAUUAUUGGAAAGAUUAAGAUUUUUCUUAUAAAAUCUCAACUCUAGUCAUUUUAAUAUUUGAAAAUUUUGUAGUCUACUUACUACUUACUAGUCUCUAUUAAACAAUUUGACAAGAUUUCGUUAGAACGACAUACAAAAUGGAGAACAAACAAUGAAAUUCAAAAUUAUACGAAAACUAUUCUGUGGUAUAUUUUUUAAGUUAAGUUUUAUAAUUUAUAUUUAUAAUAAGCUAAAAUUAUUUAUUUUAAAUUCCUUUAGUAUUAACAUAAAAAAGAUUUAUUUAAUAAAAUUAAUUAAAAGAAAAAAAUAAUUGAUUGUUAAUUUUAAUUAAACAUUUCUAUAGAAGAGAUACAACAGAUUGCAGAUUAAAGAGUAGUUGCUUAAUAGUCAAGUAUCUGUUAAUUUAGAUCUUAUAGUUCUAGUUCAGUUCUAGUUCAGUUCUAGUUCAGUUCUAGUUCAGUUCUAGUUCAGUUCUAGUUCAGUUCUAGUUCAGU